AUGAAGCAGGCCGGCGGGGUGAGGGGGAUUCAUUUCUCAAGCCCUGAUACCGCACUGAGCUUUCCCUCCUCCCAGAUACUGGUGAACUGUGACCUCUUCCCCAAGGAAUUCUCCAUUGUUCUGACAUUAAAAGUCUCCGACGGUGCACCCAAGGGGAAUGAAUAUGUGUUUUCUCUGAUGGGGCCGAAAGGACGACCAGUGGAUCAGAACAAAGAGGAGAACGAUGGAGGCAGCAGCUUGAAAAGCAAUAAAGAGUCAAGUAUCACCGGAGAAGAGCAACACAGUCAGAAGACGAGAGUCAAAAGUGAUGGGCGCCUCAUUCUUGGACUUAAAUUCUCGGGAAAGCGUCUGCACUUCCUUUAUAAAGGUCACAGAGGGGUUGUAGAGCACUGGGUGUUUCGAGGCACCCAGCUGGCUGACAGCCAGUGGCACACUCUUGUUUUAGCCAUUGGUAGUCAUCACGUGAAGCUCACAGUGGAUUGCAGCUCACCAGUGGAAAUCAUUCCCUCCAGGCCUUUCCCUUCAGACCUCAACAUUCAGGGAUCCAGAUUCCACAUUGGUAGUCGGGGGCUGUGGAAGGGCUUGUUUUCAGGUCUACUGCGACAGCUGGUUUUGGUGCCAGGUUCAGAUGCUACCCAUCAGAUCUGCCCCUCUUCUGACCCCCAGCUAGCAGCUCUGUCAGUACCACCACUGUUUUUAGACCUGCCAGCCACAGGAACAGAAGAUGAUAGACAUGGGAAUACCUAUGAAACUGAAGCUAGAGUGUCUGUGGGCUUGGAGAAGUCAUGCUCGGAGCAGCUACAGGGCCAGCUGUGGUUUAAUCCCCUCAAAAAGGGCCUCUACCUCUGUGACGGUACAGUUUGGAACACUGUGUUAGAAGAUCGCAAAAGACUGGACUAUGUGCUGGAACAUCAGGUGCUCACCACCAGCUCAGAGACCCACGACAUAGAGCUGUUCCAGGUACCUGGUAUGGGUCUGAUGGCUGCUAUGGCUCAUCGGUCGGCAUCUGGCUCUGCUGUGUAUCUCUGGACUAAAACAGGUUUCCAACUCUAUCAGAAUAUCAGCACCAACGGAGCCCUGGCUUGGAGGCACUUCAGCAUGGGCAAUAAGAUAUAUCUGGUGGUGUCUAAUUCUGGGGGAGACAGGCGAUUUAACAAAGACUCACAGGCGGACUUUUCUGUGAUUUACAAGUGGAGCAAAAGGAGAAAAAGAUUUGUGCAGUUCCAGACUCUGCAGACGCACUGUGCCCGAGACUGGGAGGCAUUUAAUAUAGAUGGACAUACAUAUCUUGCUGUCGCUAAUCAUAGACAAGGUGACAAGAAUCACACUAUAGACAGUGUGAUAUACAGGUGGAACAGAUUAUCAAAGUCUUUUGAGGUCCACCAGAUGCUCCAGACUUCAGGGGCGUACGACUGGGAGUUCUUCACUGUCGGACCUUACUAUUUCCUGGUGGUCGCCAAUGCUUUUGAUGGCGUGACCACUUCUUUAGACUCCGUCAUCUACAUUUGGGUGAAUGGAAACUUCCAGGUGUUCCAGAAAAUUAAGACGUUCUGUGCCACAGACUGGGAAAUGUUCCAGAUUGACAGCAGAGUUUUUUUGGUUGUUGCCAAUGGACACAGACUCCAUGGUAAUGGACCGAGUCAGUACACCAUUAACUCCACUAUCUAUGAACUGGACAUGAGUGCACAGCUGUUUGUCCGCUUCCAGGACAUUGUCACCUACAGUGCAGUGGAUUGGGAGUUCUUCAGCCUUGGGCAGGAAUAUUUUCUGGUUGUUGCUAACUCCUUCAAUGGAGAAUCCUACUCUCUCAACAGCAUUCUCUACAGGUGGCAGGGAUAUGAAGGAUUCGUUCCUGUUCAUUGGCUGCCAACGAUCGGGUGCAGUGACUGGGAAUUUUUCAGCGCUAAAGGAGAAUCAUAUUUAAUCUACUCCAGUGCCAAGGCACCGCUCUCCAAAGUGUUCAUGCUGAAAACCUACUAG
Molecule: messenger RNA, 1980 nt
Organism: Pundamilia nyererei
Lineage: Eukaryota; Metazoa; Chordata; Actinopteri; Cichliformes; Cichlidae
Product: thrombospondin-type laminin G domain and EAR repeat-containing protein-like
Exons: 12
Coding region: 1-1980 (659 amino acids)
Biological process (GO): signal transduction
Source: RefSeq, a predicted model, not a curated record